AUGGCAUUUUAUAUUUCAACUGUUAUAUUAUUAUUGAUUAGUAUUUUUACAUCUCACGUAUAUUCAUUUUGUAUUCAAGGACCACUUACAUCUCAACGAACGAAAUUUGGUAAUGUUAAUCAAUUUUGUGAAUAUAAUAAUAUCAAAGUAUUACCUGGUUCGUCAUAUAAAUUAGCUACACCAGAUUGUAUUGAAUGUAAAUGUUCAACACAAGGUUUACAAUGUUGUGGUUUUGGUUUUUCAGCAGGUGUAGUUGAAGCACCUGAAGGAUGUGAGGCUUACAAUGAUGCAUGUAAUUUGGUCUUUGUUAAAAAAGAUAAUCCAUCUGAAUUAUGUUUUCCACCAAAAUCUCCCAACAAACCCAAGAAAAAUAUGAAAGAUGUCAAAAAUAAGAAAAUUGCUAAUUAA
Messenger RNA from Rotaria sordida, 408 nucleotides. NCBI's taxonomy places the organism in Eukaryota, Metazoa, Rotifera, Eurotatoria, Philodinida, Philodinidae. The record is from the annotation of a GenBank genome assembly.